CCCAGUUGCUCUAUCUCUAGGGUUUUACACACUUUCGGCGUCUUCUCCGGAUUCGAAAUGGCGAAGAGAACUAAGAAGGUGGGAAUCGUCGGCAAAUACGGUACUCGUUAUGGUGCGAGUAUUAGGAAGCAGAUUAAGAAGAUGGAAGUGAGCCAACACAGCAAAUACUUUUGCGAGUUUUGCGGCAAAUACGGAGUGAAGCGAAAGGCGGUUGGUAUCUGGGGAUGCAAGGACUGUGGCAAGGUCAAAGCCGGUGGUGCCUACACCAUGAACACCGCGAGUGCCGUCACCGUUAGGAGCACCAUCAGGAGGUUGAGGGAGCAAAUCGAGGGUUAAAAUCUACCUUAAUUUUAUCAUAAUUUUGCGUUGUUAUGAGAUGUUAUUGGAGAACUAUGCUUUUGUGUUUUUUGAUUCAAGACAGUGUUACAUUUAGCCGUGAAUCAAGUAUUCAGUGACAAUUAUGUUUUGGAUUAUUUUUCUAUUGCGCUUGUCUCUGAAUUUAUAUUUAAUAACUUGGUUCCAAACAUAUUUUUCCAAUAUAAAACUGUACCAAAUUGGUAUGUUUUUGAGUCAGGUUGUUACAUUUGGCCGAGGUUAUAAUUGGUU
Eruca vesicaria subsp. sativa (arugula) is the source of this 606-nucleotide messenger RNA. Lineage: Eukaryota; Viridiplantae; Streptophyta; Magnoliopsida; Brassicales; Brassicaceae. The record is from the annotation of a GenBank genome assembly.